AUGGCGAACAAAAGCUCAACAGGUUACAUGAUGGGAUCGCGCGAGAACCCUAUCUCCCUUGACGAUGAUCCGGUCAUGAAUACCUCGUACCAACGUCAAGAUGGGCAGAGCCGCGUUGGCACAGACCCCAAGACAUCAGCUACCAAUUCUCAACAGGGCUGGGGCAAGGGCAAAUCAGCAGCUUCUACCAGCAAUCCCCAGAAGAAACAGUCUACUUAUGUUUUCGGAACUCGCCAUGAACCUUGGAAAAAUGGCCCAUCUGACGAGGAUUUCUUCGCCCCUGAAGCUCGGCCGCGAGGUGACGGUGAUUACGGCGCAUACAUUCUGCGCCAGCAACUGCGCAGAGGUUCCGAAGCCGAGGAGGAAAAGCACCCCUUGGACCUCUCAGAAGAUGAGGAGUGGCUGGUAGGCAUCGAAAGUGACACAGACGAAGAAGUAAAACCCAAGAAACGGGGGAAAAAACAGAAGGGGCCGGUCCAGAAGCGGUGGAAGCCUGCUCGGGAGCCCAAGGUUAGCAGCUCAAAGGCGAUGGACCAUCUCAUGGCCAGAGUAACGGAUAAGAGCCGACGGGAUGAUUGA
Molecule: messenger RNA, 579 nt
Organism: Daldinia decipiens
Lineage: Eukaryota; Fungi; Ascomycota; Sordariomycetes; Xylariales; Hypoxylaceae
Exons: 2
Coding region: 1-579 (192 amino acids)
Source: RefSeq, a predicted model, not a curated record